UAUGGGGAAAGACCAAACGGCAUCGAAAAGCUGUCGUUUCAUCUUUCCGAACUCAGAGAUCCUUAAAUUCUUUCCUAUACCAAUCUAAAUCACAUUCUCAACACUGACUCCUUCUUCCUCAAGCCUCUCCACAAGCUUAAUUUGGAAUAACAAGUAAUGCAAUUUUUGAGUUCCUCGGAGGAUGAGAGCAAUUGAACGCCCCGUAGAGGAGGAACCAGUGGUUAAGAAAGCUAGAAUGAUUGAUAAGAUAGAAACAGCGGUUGAUGUUAUGAAAGAGACUUGUGUUGCGUCAGGUGAUGGAAGCGAGAUUGGCCAAGUCUGUAAACUAAAUGUUGAAGAAGAGAAAGAUACUUGUGCUGAACAAGCUGAAUCCAAUGAGAAGAAGAUAGAGGAGGAUUCUGCACUGAGCUUGGCAGAUAGAAAACAUACUGACACAAAAGAAAGUCAGGACUUGCUGGUGAAAGUGAACGAAGUCGAUGUUGUCUCAGGUGAUGCUAACAUAGAAAAGCUUCCUGUUUUAGAGCUAGAAAAGAUAAAUGUAGCUUCUGUUACAUCGGCCGUCAUAAGAAGAGAUGAAAUUCCGGUGACAGAGAGCAAAGAUUCUUGUGUUGCUUCUUGUGGAAUCAAAGAAGUGAGAAGGUCAAAUCCAUCGGUCUCAAGGAAAAAGCUUCUUGUUCUUGAUCUGAACGGGUUGCUUGCAGAUAUAGUUUCUAUUCUCCCUGAUUGCAAAGCGGACAUUAAUAUUGGAAGAAGGGCAAUUUUCAAGAGACCUUUUUGUGAAGAAUUUCUGAAGUUCUGCUUUGACAAGUUUGAAGUUGGUAUCUGGUCCUCGAGAAAGCAGAACAACGUUGACAGAAUCACUGAGUUCUUGCUCGGCGAUUGGAAGAGUAAACUGUUGUUUUGCUGGGGCAUGUCUUAUUGUGCUACGACGACUGUUGGUUCCCUUGAAAAUAGGCACAAAUACGUGGUGUUCAAGGAUCUAAAACAGCUCUGGGAGAAACACGACCCAAAACUUCCGUGGAAAAAAGGUGACUACAAUGAAACCAACACGGUAUUGCUUGACGAUUCUCCUUACAAGGCUUUGCUUAACCCGCCAUUCACCGCAAUAUUCCCUCACUCAUACGAUCACCAGAACAAGACUGACGCAUCUUUAGGUAAUGGUGGUGAUCUGAGACUUUAUCUGGAGAAGCUAGUAGAAGCUGAAAACGUUCAAGAUUUUAUCAAGAAGAACCCUUUUGGGCAAGAAGCAAUUACGGAAGCAAGUGAAUCUUGGGAGUUUUAUAGAGAGGCCAUUCGUAUGCAUACAUACGCAUUUAGAAACCACAUACGGUAGAAAAAGAAAGGAUUGUUGCAAGAUUUUUGUGGGAAAAAAACAGAUGAAAGAAAGAAAAAUUAACUGUGAUGUUCUUAAGUUGUUGUUGUUCUGUGUUUCAUUAUAGAAGGUGGAAACCACUAGUUGCUUACUUAGAUCUGUGGACUAUCUGGUUUAGUGAUUUUGGUUUGGCAUAUUUUUGUUUAGAGAUCCUCAUUUCUCACCCAGAUUUUUUUUUUUGUUUGGUUUUCUUUUUAAUUAGAAUUUUGGUUUCAAUUUGUAACACCAUCAGACAUAACUUUCGUUAUGGUUUAUUAUGUUUCGUAAGGAAUUUGCUUAUCCA
Molecule: messenger RNA, 1655 nt
Organism: Eutrema salsugineum
Lineage: Eukaryota; Viridiplantae; Streptophyta; Magnoliopsida; Brassicales; Brassicaceae
Product: ubiquitin-like domain-containing CTD phosphatase 1
Exons: 7
Coding region: 182-1333 (383 amino acids)
Molecular function (GO): phosphoprotein phosphatase activity
Source: RefSeq, a predicted model, not a curated record